Orbicella faveolata is the source of this 1905-nucleotide messenger RNA. Its product is annotated as protein arginine N-methyltransferase 1-like. NCBI's taxonomy places the organism in Eukaryota, Metazoa, Cnidaria, Anthozoa, Scleractinia, Merulinidae. Gene Ontology annotation, biological process: peptidyl-arginine methylation, to asymmetrical-dimethyl arginine; chromatin remodeling. Gene Ontology annotation, cellular component: nucleus. The record is from RefSeq and is a predicted model, not a curated record. Gene Ontology annotation, molecular function: protein-arginine omega-N monomethyltransferase activity; histone methyltransferase activity; protein-arginine omega-N asymmetric methyltransferase activity.
CUCGGAUGCGCAUGUUAGCUGAUGGCUUACCGCAUGUCAGCAUUGUGGGCGCUCUUGCGAAAGUUGACAUAGCCUACAGCACGUGCACAACAUUAUGGAGACCAAAGCGAAAGUGGCCAAAGUGGAGGAAUCCUCUAACGGUAUGGAAGUCGAUUCAGCAACUUCAAAUCAUAUGGAUGAGAGCAAGGAACCAUGUCAGAAGCAACCUUCGUCUACGACGCCGGAUUCCAAACCUUCUGCCUCUGAAAUGACAAGUGCUGAUUAUUAUUUUGAUUCCUACGCUCAUUUCGGAAUCCAUGAGGAAAUGAUCAAGGAUGAAGUACGCACAACAACAUAUCGCAAUGCAAUGUAUUACAACAGGCAUCUGUUUCGUGACAAAGUUGUUCUUGAUGUUGGCUGUGGCACUGGGAUUUUGUCCAUGUUUGCUGCCAAGGCUGGUGCAAAGCAUGUCUAUGCUGUUGAUUUCUCCUCUAUUAUCGACUAUUCCAAGCAAAUAAUCAAGGACAAUGAUUUUGAAGAAGUCAUCACCCUCAUCAAAGGCAAAAUUGAAGAAGUUGAGCUUCCCGUUGACAAGGUUGACAUCAUUAUCAGUGAAUGGAUGGGCUAUUGCCUUUUAUAUGAGUCAAUGUUGGACACUGUGUUAUUUGCCCGUGAUAAGUGGCUGAAACCUGGUGGGCUGUUGUUUCCGGACAAGGCGCAACUGUAUCUCUGUGCUAUUGAAGACAGGCAGUACAAAGAGGAUAAAAUUUAUUGGUGGGACAGAGUUUAUGGGUUUGACAUGAGCUGUAUCAGGAAAGUAGCCCUAACAGAACCUCUUGUGGAUGUUGUUGAGGCCAAACAAGUCGUCACUAAUUCUUGCUUAGUGAAGGAAAUUGAUUUGCAUACAGUCAAGAAAGAGGAUUUGUCCUUCAAUGCACCUUUUCAGUUGUACUGUCGGAGAAAUGAUUACAUUCAUGCCCUUGUUGCAUUCUUUACUGUGGAAUUCACACAUUGCCACAAAAGAACAGGAUUCUCUACUGCUCCAGACUGUCAUUAUACUCACUGGAAGCAAACAGUUUUCUAUCUUCAAGACUACUUGACGGUCAAGUAUGGGGAAGAGUUAAUUGGAGAAUUUGAAAUAAAACCAAACCCCAGAAAUAAUCGUGAUCUGGAUUUUAAGAUCAAAGUAAAUUUUAGUGGUGAGCUGUGUAAUCAUGAAAGUUCAGGCAACUACAGGAUGCGAUAGUAAGAGACUUGUACAGCAACAAGAUAGUAAUAUAAAGGAUGCCACAGGUGGGCAUGCCACUAGUUGGAAUAAUGUAGGCAGAGUUAAAACAGUUUAGUGAUAUAAACAGCAGCAGCAGCAGCAGCAGCAGCAGCAGGUGAGAAAGGCAACUUUCCUGUCUUGAUGCAGUGUUCUCCCAGGUUUUUUUAAUGCCAGGCUGGUCACCUGGCUUGUUUGCCAACAGGGUAAAAAAAUAGAAUUUAAUGAUGCUACUACCUAGCUUUAAACCUCUGACACAUUCAUUUUGUGAAUGAUGGACAGUGCUGCCAUAAUUUGUCAAAAGUUUUCCAUUAGUUGCAACAUCUUAGCACCCUAAAAUGCUCCAGUCUUCAUUUUAAGGGUGCCUAAAUUCAUGAUAAGUGUUUAAAAUUUAAGUCACAAAUUAUUAGGAGGACACUAAAAUGAUGAGCAAAAAGGAAAAAACAACAGCAAGGGCCAGUAUUGUUGUACUCUUCAUAGUAUCUCCUUUGUUUCUGUUACGUUUUUAAGGGAACAAGGGAUUGUGUUGUUAUAUAACUUUUGCUGCAUUUUUGUGCUCAGUGUACAAGAAGUGUUAUUGUAAAGCAAUACCCAGUCUGAGCAUACCAAUGUGUCUUAAUGUGUAGUUAGUUUAUUUUAGUUUAAAUUAUCAUGGAUUGACA